AUGCGUAUCACAAUAUCAAUUAAUUUUCUUUUAUGUUAUGUUUUCAUGAGUGCUUGGGCUUUACCACCAAAGGGUUGCACAUCCUGUAUGCUUGCUCCAAUAGAAUCUCAUCAUCGAAAUCCAGGAAACUACAAAGUCGAGAAACUUCUCAGUGAUGACAAUUGCUUUAUUCAACGACUUACAUGCAAUGGAAUCGAAGAAAAAUCCGAAACAUUUGUUCAGUUCAAUUUUGGACAAAGCGGAUUUUUCGCCCAGGGAGAUCAAACUGUUGACUUGGAAUGCAAUGCACAUGGUGAAUGGAUUGUCAAUCGACAAGGAGCUGUGCUGGUAGUCGAAUCUCUAGCCUGUCUAUCGACAUGGUUUCGAUGA
This is a messenger RNA of Auanema sp. JU1783, 369 nucleotides long. Lineage: Eukaryota; Metazoa; Nematoda; Chromadorea; Rhabditida; Rhabditidae. The record is from the annotation of a GenBank genome assembly.